CAACUCUCUCUUUCUCUUUCACUCUAACCCUAUAACCUAAGCUCUUCACCACCACCACCCCUGCCGCCGGCCACCACCACCGCCGGAAGCACCACCGCCCUAGCACCACCACUAUAAGCAGAACCACCGCGUAAUAUUCUCACUCCAUGUCUUUCUCUUUUCUUGCUUGAUUGCAGCAGUGGAGUGAUGUCAGAGGGGGAUAACAAGAACCCAGGUAUGCAAAAUUACAGAUCUGCAAAAUCAAAGUUUGUGUUUAUUUCUGUUUUUCACGGUGGUGGUUGUGGUGAAUUCGCCGAAUGAAGUCGAUGGUGGUGGUGGGUGUUGGUGGAAGUUAGAAAGAGAGAGAGAGAGUUGUAAAUUUUGGGGAUUUGGUUUUGCUCGAUUGAGGUUUCUUGUAGGCUAUCAAUUUGGUUUUUUGUAGAUUUUUUGGUGAGGUUUUUAGUGGUGGUCAGAUUUGGUGGACAGUGGUGGUGGUCACAUCGCCGGAACUCGUCUUUAAUUACUUCAAAACUGCCCCCAAAUUCUCCCUCUAUUUAACAACAUUUUCUUCAAAAAAAAAAUCAAAACUUUUUUACAGAUGGAAGAAUGGUUUCAAUCCAACAGAAAUGGGUUCUUCUCAUAAUAUCUUUUUGGCUCUUUUCAUAUGUGUUUUGCUGGCACAUAUUACUACAAUCUUCACUUAUGCUAAGACAUAUCUUGUUGGAUCUUGUUCAAAUAUGCCAAGGUAUAUUUGAUGAAAAAUCAUCAAAUGCUUGCUUCUGUUAAUAGUGGAAGGUAUUGAACUUGUGGAACAUGGGUUUACAGUGGCUGUCAUAGUGGUGGUGGUGGCGGAUUAGAUAGUGGUGGGGGUUGGUUGGAGAGAAAGAACUGAGAUUGAGAUGAGAGAGAUUGGUGAUGGUGGUUAUGGUGGUGGCGGUGAAAGAAGGAAGGGAAUUAAUCAAAAGCUAAGAAAUAGAAGUGGGUUUUUAAAAUUGAGUUUUAGUUUUCUUUAAUUAAGUUGGUAAAAUAAGUAAACUACCCUUAAUUGAUUAAACUUAACUAAAAAUUAUAACCUGGUUAGUGUUAAAGGACGAAAAAUGUAAUGAGUUUUCCAAAUAAAGGACUGUGACUGUAAUUAUUAAAGUUAAAGGUCAUCCAUUGCAAUACGAUACAAACAUAAAGGACAAAAAUUGUAAUUUACCCUAAAAUAUAAGAAAAAACUAAUUAUUAUUAAUCAUUUAAAAUACAAACCCUAAACCGUAGUCACCUCCGGCUUUCUUUGUCUCAUUCCUUUCUUUCUCUCUCUAACCCUAAUAACCUGCCACCACCACCACCUAUCGACUACCUCUGGCUGCCACCACCAGCCGUAGACACCUUCGGCUACCACCACUAGAUGAGAUCUAAAACCAGGUAAGUACCUGACAUUGGUGAGGAUGGGAAAGAUGGUGGUGGGAGUGAUACAGGAUCGACGACGGACGAGGGCUUCUAUUCUGAUACACACCAUCAUUCAUGACUAGAUUAGAAUUUUGAUUUUGUAUCUAGCUUCUUUUCUAAUAAUGGUGGGAGUGAUACUGGACCAACUGUAACCACCACGACUUCGGCGACAAAAUCUGACUAAGGUUUGAAUUUGGGGGGUUUGGAUUUAAGGUUUGAAUUUGGUCCGAUUUUGACCAGAGGUGCGUUGGUAGUUCAAAAUGACGUUGUUGGUGGAAACGAGGGCGUUGGGUGGGAGGCGGUGGUAGUGGCGGCCAUGUUAGGUUGUGCGGUGGCUGGUUGUGAAGGUGGUGGUCAGUUCGACGUACACCGAAUCUAUUAAACAAAUACAACCGAUGAUAAAGAUGAUAGGGAGUGGAUGAGUUGGCAGAAUGGCAGGUGGGGUGCGAUGAUGAUCUGUUUCAGAUCUAUUUCAAUAAACAGAGUAUAGCAGAAUGGCAGGUGGGGUGCGAUAAUGGUUGUGAAGGUUGUUGUGUGGGGUAGGUGGUCGUGUGGGGGUGGGUGGUGGCAGGUGGUGGUGCUUGUGGCGGCAGGUGGUGUGGGGGGUUUUCCUGAGAGAGACAGAGUAGAGAGAGAGUCAAAGUGUGUGUAUGAUUUUUUUAUAUUUUAAUAAAAGUAAGGGGUAAUUUUGUCAUUUUACAUGGACUUAACGGAGAAAACUAACCCCCAUCCACUCCAGAGACUAUCUAAGUAACAAAUUGUUAAACCACAGAGACCAAAGAUGUAAUUUCCAAAAGUUAGGAACCACAAAUAUUAUUUUAUAAAACCACAGGGACUAACCGUGCAUUUUACUCUAAAUUUUUAAUCCCUUAGUAAACCAAACACCUUCUCCUUAAACUGGUCAAAAGCCUGUCCUCUUCUUCAAACCAGUUGCAGCCGUAAAACCAAAGUAAAUUUACCAAACACCUUCUCCUUAAACAAGUCAAAAGCCUGUCUUCUUCUUCAAACCAAUUGCAGGUCUCCAAUGGCGACAAUAUCAGAAAUCUCCGCAGCAAUCAACGAAAUAACCAUCAAGAAACAAACCCUUUACAAAUCAUUCAUCCACCUUCAAUCCCAAACCCCCUCUUCCUUCACCCUCCCUUUCACCUGGGCCCACAUCGAUUCCCACUUCACAACCCUCCACAAAACCCUCCUAUCCAAAUUCACCCUCCUCCAAACCCUCCACCAAUCAACCCGACCCGAAUUAAUAUCCCUCUGCCAGAACUCAGAUGGGUCAGGGCUGACCCGGUUCAUUGAACAGCUUGAACUUGCUCUUGAUCAAGAUCAACCGUCCGUUUUGUCUUCUGAACUGGUUGAUGCAUACCGGUUCGCACCCGAUGCUUUUAGAAUGGUGUUGGAUGCAAUGGGUUGUGAGGGGGGUGAAUUUGAAUUGGUUAGGGGUGGGUGGGUGGUUAUGUUGGAGGGUUUGGUGAGGGCGGAGGCGGGUGGAGUGGCGGAUGAGGUGAAGGAUAGAGCGAUGGAGAUAGCAGUGAAGUGGAAUCGAAUGAGGGUUGAGGGGAAAGAAGAAAGUGUGUUGGGGUUUUUGCUUCUUGUUUGUGCUUAUGGGAUUGUUGAUAGGUUUAGUGUUGAUGAUGUUGUUGAUUCUUUUGUUGUUGUGGCAGAGGAUAGGCGUAGUGUUGAUCUUUGUCGACGAAUUGUUCCUGCAAGUAAUGUGAAUGAUAUUAUUCAAAAACUCAUAGAUAAAGAUAUGCAUGUUCCUGCUGUAAAGUUUAGCAUUGAACUUCAAAAAACUGAUAAAUUUCCACCGGUUGGUCUCCUGGAACAGCGCAAGUUAAGAUCUUUGAGCGUAAUUGAGGAUGCGCGUAAGAACGUGAAGAAUCUUCAUGUUUGUAAUGUUGUAAUAAUGAAGGAAAUCAACACGUUGAAGUCGAUCAUCAAAUGCAUCGAAGAGAAUCACUUGCAGUCAGAGUAUCCAAAGGAUAGUGUGGUUGAACUUGUGAAUAGACUCGAGAACGAGGUGGAAAACAAUAAACAGGCUCUUGUGAACAAUCUGUGUUUACGAAAACAACCAACAAGAGCGGCCGUGUUGACGAACGAUCAGCGACCAAAAAAACAACCAGCUAGAGCGGCUGCUUUAACGAACAAUAUGCGAUUAAGAAAACAACCGGCAAGAGCGGCCGCAUUGAAGAACCAGCUGCGAGUAAGAAAACAACCAGCAAGAGCUACUGUGUUGAAGAACCAGCUGCUAUCAAAGUCAAAGAAGCGAGAACUAAACAAAGGUCAACCGGUGACUGAAUCUGCUGCAGUAGCGACGCCUAUACAAAAUGGUAAGUUGGUGCAAAAAUCCCGUUCACAGAGAUCAAAGUCAAAGAAGCGAGAACUAAACAAAGGUCAACAGGCUACUGAAUCUGCUGCAGUAGCAACGCCUAUACAAAAUGGUAAGUUGGUGCAAGAAUCCCGUUCACAGAAAUCAGAUUUGUUGCCGGAUAAUUUUGAUAAAUGCCGCAAUUCGCCAGUUGGGUCGGGUCCCACUGGUUCGAAUGCUCCAUAUGCAAGCCCGGUUGUGAGUCAUGAUGGGUUGGUAAGAGCAAUUAUUGGUGACAACCCGAAUGGUUCAAAUUCGCCACUUGGGUCGGGUCCCACAGGCUCAAAUGCUCCAUAUGCAAGCCCGGUUGUGAGUCGUGAUGGGUCGACAAAAGCAGUUAUUGGUGACGACCCGAAUGGUUCAAAUUCUCCACUUGGGUCGGGUCCCACUGGUUCAAAUGCUCCAUAUGCAAGCCCGAUUGCAAGUCAUGAUGGGUCGACAAGAGUAGAGAUUAGUUAUGACUUCUAUGCUCAACAGUUACAACCUCCUUCUGAUUGUAAUUCAUGUGGUUGGAUAUCGGAUUGAAACCGAUGUUUAUAAAGCCGGAUCAGUAUCUUGAGGAGCCACAAGUUUGGUUUGCUCAGCUAAACUACUUGUCAUCGAACCGGUCAAAACUGACUUUUUUUUCUCUUGUAAUCUAUGGUUUUUGAACUUUGUAUCAUAUAUUGUAAUAUUAUCAAUGUUUAGUAGAUAUAUAUAUGGGGCAAAAAGGCUAAAAUUCCGUGUUA
Molecule: messenger RNA, 4506 nt
Organism: Helianthus annuus (common sunflower)
Lineage: Eukaryota; Viridiplantae; Streptophyta; Magnoliopsida; Asterales; Asteraceae
Product: FRIGIDA-like protein 1
Exons: 3
Coding region: 2438-4303 (621 amino acids)
Source: RefSeq, a predicted model, not a curated record